Molecule: messenger RNA, 657 nt
Organism: Linum trigynum
Lineage: Eukaryota; Viridiplantae; Streptophyta; Magnoliopsida; Malpighiales; Linaceae
Source: the annotation of a GenBank genome assembly
AUGGAAGGGAAAGGGAAGCAGAGGCUAGUUCUUGGGAGGUCGGUGAAGAAGGAAUUGACCGGCGAUGUCGGGUCGUCUGACGACGAUGGUGAGUAUCAGCAUGUGGGUUACUAUCUGGAACAUGAUUCUGAAGCUAGCAAGAAAACGAAACUGGUCAUCUCUGCCUCUGCCAGCUGCCGGGGAGGAAGAAAGGCGCCUAGCGGCGGCGGCGGUGGCGGUGGGAUGAGGUGCUGCCAGGCUGAGAACUGUACGACUGAUCUUGUUGAUGCAAAGCCGUACCACAGGAGGCAUAAGGUGUGUGAGUAUCACUCCAAAGCUCAGGUUGUGCUUGUUGCUGGAAUGAGGCAGAGGUUUUGCCAGCAAUGCAGCAGAUUCCACGAGCUAUCAGAGUUCGACGACAUGAAAAGGAGCUGCAGGAGGCGCUUGGCUGGGCACAACGAGCGAAGAAGGAAGAAUGCAGCUGAACCCCAUCACCAUCACCAUGCCUCAGCAGCAGCAGCAGAAGAAGGAUCAAGCAGGAGAGGAGUGGUGGUGGAAGGGCAGUUGCAGGACAUUAUGUGUGGCCAAGUUGGUGAUCACAGCAGCAGCAGCAGGGCACGGAUCAAGAUCGCCACAAUCCAGGAGAAUCCCACGUACAAGCAUUUCCAGAUCAGAUGA